Chlamydomonas reinhardtii is the source of this 11450-nucleotide messenger RNA. RefSeq lists its product as uncharacterized. The transcript has 68 exons. The coding region runs from base 134 to 11008 and encodes 3624 amino acids. Lineage: Eukaryota; Viridiplantae; Chlorophyta; Chlorophyceae; Chlamydomonadales; Chlamydomonadaceae. Gene Ontology annotation, molecular function: protein binding. The record is from RefSeq and is a predicted model, not a curated record.
CAUCAAGCGCACCAUUCCACCAGAUGGUGCGGACAAGCUGGACGAUGCCUACUGGAGCAACAACCGGUGGGGCCCGCAAGGCAAGGCACAGACAUCAGCGCCGCCCAACUCUCUGGAGGCGAAAAAGGCGAGGAUGCACUACCAGCAGCCGGUGAUCCCGAUCGUGAAGCCGCCUGCGGACGUGUUCGCCUCCCUAAAUGAGCUGGAGAACCUGAUGCGCGUGACGCUGGGCGCGCUGGCGAACUUCAAUGAGGACGAGAAAAUGCAGCUGCUCAAGCAGUUCCGCAAGGAGGAGAACCGGGCGCGGCUCAAGGGCGAGUUCGCACCGCCGGGGCUGAUCACGGUGACGCGGUUCCGGCACGCCUGGAAGAAGUUCAGCGUCCGGGUCUCGGAGGAGCAGGCGCACGCGCUGUUUAUCAAAUACGGCUGCGACUCGCAGGGCAUGCUUCCAUACGACAUGUUCGCGACCAAGCUGCUCAGCAGCCCGGCGCGGCUGUUGGCGCUGGAGCCGGAGCAGAAGGGCCCGUACAAGGCGGGCAAGGACGCAUCCUUCCGCGGCAAGAUUGUGUACCGCUACUGCCGCAAACCCGUGUUCCCGCCCUCCAACUGGGACGGCCUGCCGGCGCUGCGCUCCGCGCGCAAGCCCAAGGCCGGCCUGAAGCUGGAGUUUGUGUACGGCUACGCGGGCGUGGACAACACCUGCACCAACAUCUUCUUCACGGGCGACGGGCGGCUAGUGUACUACCAGGCGGCGGUGGGCGUCAUCUACGACCCCGGCACGCACACGCAGAAGUUCUUCCAGGGCCACGACGACGACAUCAAGUGCAUGGCCAUGCACCCGGACCGCUUCACGGUGGCCACGGGCCAGGUGGCGUCGGCGCUGGACGGCAGCUACGACAACCCGUUCGUGUGCAUCUGGGACGUGCGCGACCCGCUGGGCAUGAUCUGCCGCCUCAACUUCCCCUCGGACGGCGCGGCCACCAGGUACGUGGUUGCGCUGGCGUUCUCCGGCAAUGGGAAGCGGCUGGUGGCGGUGACGGGCGACAACCGCCACACCGUCAACGUGUUCCACUGGAAGUCCAAGACGCUCAUCCACUCGGACGUGGGGCACAACGGCCAGCCGCCGCAGGUGUUUGGCGUGGUGUGGAACAACUGGAUCAAGGACCGCGACGGCGAGGGCCGCGAGUUCAUCGCGCCGUCCAUGUUCGUCACGUACGGGGUCAAGCACCUCAAGUUCUGGACGCAGGAGUUCAACGAGAGAGCCAAGAAGGAGACGUACAAGAGCUUCAUGGGCAAGUUCGGCAAGGCGCAGGUGCAGGACGUGCUGAGCGCGGCCUUCAUCUCCGUCAACACGCUGGUGACCGGCAUAGCCACCGGAGAGCUGCUCAUGUGGGACGUGCUCGGUGACCGCACCGCUAACGGCCAGCCCGGCUUCUGCAUCAAGGUCAUCACCGCGCACGGGCCGGGCGUGCCGGCGCCCAACAUCCACGACGGCACACCGACGCUGCAGGGCGUCCGCGCGCUGGCGCUGCGGGCCAACCGCACCGAGCUGGUGUCGGGCGGCGCGGACGGCCAAAUCAUCGUGUGGGACAUCACCACCGGCGUCGUGGGCCGAGUCAUCAAGACCAUCCAGGUGCAAGAGCCGGGCGAGAAGGACCCGGCGGUGUUCCGGUCGCUGGACGCGCUGGAGAACGGCUACGACAUGGUGGCCGGCACACAGCGGUGUGAGAUCUGGGAGCUCAGCCGCGACACGCCGGAGCCGCUGACGCAGGGCCACACCUCCGACGUGCUGGGCCUGGCGUUCCACCCCAAGAAGCCGCACAAGUUCGCCACGGCCUGCGACAGCAUGAACGUCUUCAUGUGGAACGCCAAGCGGCGCCAGCUGGUGGCCAAGGUCAACAUCGGCGAGAAGGCGCAGUCGGUGGCGUUCAGUCCCAACGGCGCGCAUCUGGCGGUCGGCACGAUCACCGGCAUGUGCAAGGUGCUGAUGGUGGAGAACCUCACCCAGAAGGUGGCGGAGUUCCACACGCUCAAGGAGAUGGUGCACGAGCUCAAGUACUCGCCGGACGGCACCAAGCUGGCCGCCGGCAGCCACGACAACUUCAUUGACAUUUAUGACGUGACGCGUCACUACGCGCGCAUCGCCCGCUGCUCGGGCCACAGCUCCUACAUCACGCACCUGGACUGGUCCGCGGACAGCCGCAUCAUCCAGUCCAACUGCGGCGCCUACGAGCUGCUGUACUUUGAGGCCGCAACCGGCAAGCAGAUCCGCCAGAACCAGCGCGACGCGCAGUGGGCCACGUGGACGUGCACGCUGGGCUUUCCAGUAAUGGGCGUUUGGCGCGACGACACGGACGGCACCGACAUCAACGCCGUGUGCAGGUCCUUCGUGGGGCAGUUCCAGGAGACGGACCCUAUUGUGGGCGACGGCGAGCUGGUGGUCACGUCCGGGGACGACGGGCGGCUGCGGCUGUUCAACUACCCCUGCGUUGUGGACGACGCGCCGUGCCGGACGUACCUGGGCCACUGCUCGCACGUGAUGAACGUGCGGUUCAGCCCGGACAACCGCUGGGUGGUGUCGGUGGGCGGCAGCGACCGCUCCGGCAUGCAGUGGCGGGUGCUGCGGGAGGCGCAGGACGAGAUUGUGACGCUGCAGCCGCCAGUGCCGGAGGUGUACGUGUACGAGGCGCCCAAGCGCAAGCUGGUGGAUGUGGAGGCGCCGCCGCCGCCGCCCAAGGAGGAGAACAAGGCCGACGACGGCAAGGAGCGCAAACGCGCUGAGGAGCUCAAACACCUGUACGAGAUCACCACUGUGACCUCCGACAUCAAGGGCGCGGGCACGGACUCCAACGUGUUUGCCGUUGUCUACGGCGACAAGAACACCAGUGGCGAGGUGAAGCUGGAGGGGCGCGACGAGGACUUUGCGCGCGGCGCGAGCGGCGUGUUCAAGGUGAAGCUCAUGCCGCUGGGCGAGGUGUCGUCCAUGCGCAUCGGCCACGACGCCAAGGGCACCAUGCCGCGCUGGCACCUGGACCGCGUCACGGUGAAGAACCUGACGCUCAACACGGCGCCGGUGGUGUUCCCGUGCGCACAAUGGUUCGCCACGGACAUGGGCGACAAGAAGAUCGUGCGCCUGCUGCGGCUGAAGGGCGCCAAAGACGGCGAGGUGGGGGAGCCCAAGCUGCUCCGCUACAAGGUCGUGGUGAAGACCAGUGACGUCAAGGGUGCAGGCACGGACGCCAACGUGACGAUGCAGAUCUUUGGCGAGCACAACGGCAAGAAGUACCAGUCCCCGCAGCUCAAGCUGGAGAACAGCGCCAACAACUUCGAGCGGGCGCAGGUGGACACGUUCGAGGUGGAGGCGGCGGUGGGCGAGAUCAAGUCCAUUCGCAUCGGCCACGACAAUAGCGGCUUCGGCGCCAGCUGGCACCUGGACCAGGUCAUUCUGUCCAACCCGGCCAUACCCGACCUGCAGUUUGUGGCCAAUCGGUGGUUGUCGGAGGAGGAGGGCGACCGGCAGACGGCUGUCACGUUGUACCCCACGGGCGCCAAGGACAUCCCCAAGCCGCACAAGUACCAGAUCACGGUGUUCACGUCCGACAUCCGCGGCGCGGGCACGGACGCCAACGUCGACAUCUCGCUGUACGGCACCAACUCCCAGAUCACCGGGCUGAAGCUGGAGAACUCCAAGAACAAUUUCGAGCGCAAUGCGGAGGACGUUUUCUUCUUCGAGCUGCCGGACCUGGGCUCCAUCCCGGAGAUUGAGAUCGGGCACGACGACUCGGGCGCCAUGGCGGGCUGGCAUCUGGCCAAGGUGAUCAUCGAGGACCAGACCGCCCGCACGCGAUACGCCUACCCCUGCGACAGGUGGUUCGACAAGAAGGAGGAGGACGGGCUCAUCCGGCGGCGGCUCAAGGUGGCGGAGACGGGCGGCGAGAACACCGACUACACGGUGACAGUGGUGACCAGCGACAUCCGCGGCGCCGGCACGGACGCCAACGUGUUCCUGGAAAUCACCGGCGAGCACGAGGGCAAGGAGCUGACCGGCAAGCGCAUCACGCUGGACAACAGCACCAACAACUUCGAGCGCGCCCAGGUGGACAAGUUCCUGCUGAAGAAGUACCGCAACUGUUGGAACCUCACCAAGAUCAAGAUCGGGCACGACAGCGCGGGCAUGGCGCCGGGCUGGCACCUGGACUAUGUGGAGAUUCAGGACGACGGCACCGGCCUCACGUACUUCUUCCCCUGCGGCAAAUGGUUCGACAAGGACGAGGGCGACCGGGCCACGGAGCGCAUCCUGCCGGUGGCGCCCUUCGACCCCAAGUCCGGCAAGGCGCAGUACAAGAUCACGGUGCACACCAGCGACAUCAAGUACGCCGGCACCGACGCCAACGUGUACAUCGAGGUCCACGGCGAGAUGGACGGCGCGCCUACCACCACGGGCCGCCACAACCUCAACAACUCCAAGAACAACUUUGAGCGCGCCCAGGUGGACAACUUCACCUUCCCGGCGCUGCCCAAUGUGGGCGACAUCAAGCGCAUCGUCAUCGGGCACGACAGCUCAGGCAUGGGCUCGGACUGGCACCUGAACAAGGUGGACGUGCUGAACGUCAACACCAACCAGCAGUGCUACUUCUACUACAACGGCUGGCUAUCCACAAGCGAGCCGCCCUACAAGACGGAGGUGGAGCUGUUCCCCUCCGACAGCGACGCGCCGCCCACAUGCCGGUAUACGAUCAUCACCUACACCAGCGACACGCGAGGCGCUGGCACGGACGCCAACGUGAGCUGCAUGCUGGUGGGCGAGAAGGCCAACACACCCAUGUUCGCGCUGGAGAAUAGCGCCAACAACUUCGAGAAGGGCCAGCGUGACGAGUUCGUGCAUGAGACCAUUGACAUCGGCCCCAUCAAGCAGCUGAAGAUCGGGCAUGACAACAAGGGUCUGGGGCCGGCCUGGCACCUGGACCACGUGGAGGUCAUCCACCAGGCUCGUCAAGAGACGUACUACUUCCUGGCGGACCAGUGGCUGGACGCAAAGCUCAACACGCUCAUGAUCACGCUCGAGCCGGCCAACGCCGCGGGGGCCAAGCAGGUGUACAAGGUGUCGGUGCGAACGCAGGACAAGCGCGGCGCGGGCACGGACGCCGACAUCUCCGUCAUCCUGUUCGGUGACAAGAACAAGACCGGCGAGCUGAAGCUGGAGUCCAGCGCCAACAACUUUGAGCGCAAUCAGACGGAUGACUUCACACUGAACCUAGGCCACCUGGAGCUGGGCGAGCUCAACAAGAUCGAGAUCGGCUACGCCACGCAGCAGAGCGCGGCGGGCGCGGCGGGUGGCGCGUUCGGCAAGGACUGGGGGCUGGAGGCGGUGGAGGUGACGCACAUGAACACGCGCGAGGUCAAGACGUUCUGGUACGACGACUGGAUCACAUCGGACAAGCGGCGCGUGCAGCUGGUGCCCACCAAGAAGGGCGAGAGCAACGUGUACAAGAUCAGCGUCAAGACGAGCGACAUCCGCGGUGCGGGCACGGACUCCAAUGUGAAGCUGACCAUGUUCGGCAAGCUGGAGGAGAAGCCCACAGCCGGCCCCGAGACCAAGCUUGACAACAGCGCCAACAACUUUGAGCGCGGCGCCAUCGACAAGUUCAUGAUCAAGUGCAAGGACCUGGGCGACCUGACGCACAUUGUGGUGGCCAGCGACGGCAGCGGGCUGGGCGCCGCCUGGCACCUGAACGAGGUGGAGAUCCUGGACACGGCACGCAACCGCAUCACCGUGUUCCCCUGCGGCGCCUGGCUGGACCCCUCGGACAUGGCCUCGCUCACGCAGACGCUGCUGCCGCGCGGCGUGGACGGCGCGCUGGGCAAUCUGCUGGUGUACGAGGUGAGCCUGUACACGUCCGACAUACGCGGCGCCGGCACGGACGACAACAUCAGCAUCGAGCUGCACGGCGACAAGGCCUCCAGCGCCGCCAUGAAGCUGGACACGUCCGCCAACAACUUUGAGCGCGGCAUGAAGGACGUGUUCAAGCUCAAGUUCAUCGACAUCGGCGAGCUGCAGCACGUGAUUGUGAAGAAGGACAGCAGCCUGGACAACAAGCUCACCGGCGACUGGCACCUGCAGUCUGUGGAGGUGCUCCACCCGGGUCUCCAGAAGCGGUACUUCAUGAUGUGCAACGACUGGUUCAAGGGCGCCUGCCAGAAGAAGCUGGAGCCGGGCAAGGUGCCGGCCAACGGCAUCUGCGACUACCGCAUUGUGGUGCACACCUCCGACCUGCGCGGCGCCGGCACCGACGCCGACGUGACCAUGCAGCUGUUCGGCGACAAGGGCGACACGGGCGAGCGCAAGCUGGACAACUCCACCAACAACUUUGAGCGCAACCAGGUGGACACGUUCUUUAUCAAGGCGCCGGAUGUUGGCGUGUUCAACUCGUUGCGCAUCGGCCACAACAACAGCGGCUUCGGCGCGGCCUGGCACCUGGCCAAGGUGGAGAUCGUCAACACCAACACGGGCGAGAGCGCCGUGUUCCCCUGGCACAACUGGAUCGACAAGGAGCACGGCCUGUCGCAGCUGCUCACGCCCGACCGCGACGGUGAUGGCAAGGGCGAUGCCCUGGUGGGCGGCCCGAUCGUGGAGUACACGAUCAACACGCACACCACGGACAUCAGGGGCGCGGGCACGGACGCAAACGUGUUCAUCGCGCUGUUUGGCGACAAGUCCAACAUGGGCGAGACGCGGCUGGACAAUUCAUCCAACAACUUCGAGCGCGGGCGUGUGGACACGUUCAAGAUCAAGGGCAGCGACGUGGGCAACGUGCAGAAGGUGGUCAUCCGCCACGACAACAGCGGAAUGGGCUCGGACUGGCACCUGGAGAUGGUGGAGGUGACCAACCCCAACACCUCCAAGACCUACUUCUUCCCCUGCAACGACUGGCUGCGCAAGGUCGGCGACGACGAGAGCGGGCUCAAGAAGGAGCUAGUGGCGGGCAGCCCAGACCAGAAGGGGCCCACGAACUACAAGGUCACGGUGUACACGUCCGACAUGCGCGGCGCCGGCACCGACUCAGACGUGUUCCUGACCAUCUACGGCCCCCUGGGCGACACGGGCGAGCGUCUGCUGGAUAACAGCACAAACAACUUCGAGCGGAACCAGGAAGACAAGUUCAUUGUGGUCAGCGACAACGUGGGCCCGGUGCAGAAGCUCAAGAUCCGCAGCAGCGGCAAGGGGCUGGGCGCGGCGUGGCACCUGAACAAGAUCGAGGUCAUCUCCAGCGCUACCGGUGAGAAGCUGGUGUUCCCCUUUGCUAAGUGGAUCGACGACAAGCACGGCUUGGAGCACGUGCUAUGGCCGGACCGCGACGGCGACGGCAUUCCCGACCCCACCGCGGACGCCGACCUCAUCAAGUACAAGGUGGCGGUGUACACCUCCGACAUCAGGGGCGCGGGCACGGACGCCAACGUGUACAUCGAGAUGCACGGCGACAAGGCCUUUGUGGGCAAGACCAAUCUGGACACCGCCGCAAACAACUUCGAGCGGGGCCGCAAGGACGAGUUCGAGAUCAAGGGCAGUGAUGUGGGCGAACUGCAGAGCAUCGUCAUCGGGCAUGACAACUCGGGCGUGGGCGCCUCCUGGCACCUGCAGCAGGUGGAGGUGUUCCACCCCAUACUGAACAAGCUGUACGUGUUCCCCUGCAACGAGUGGCUGGAGACCAGCAAGGACAAGGGCGUGGACGGCUGCAAGCGCACGCUGCUCACGGGCGCCGCCGCCGCGGACGCAGGCAUUGCGAGCUACCGGGUGAUGGUGAAGACCGGCGACCUGCGCGGUGCCGGCACGGACGCCGACGUGUUCCUCACCAUCUACGGCCCCAAGGGCGACACGGGCGAGCGUGUGCUGGACAACAGCGCCAACAACUUCGAGCGCAACCAGACGGACACGUUCAUCCUCAAGGGCCGCGACGUGGGCGAGCCGGAGCGCAUCCGCGUGCGCAGCAGCGGCACGGGCCUGGGCGCGGCGUGGUACCUGGAGACGGUCGACAUCGUGAGCAGUGCCACCAACCAGCAGUACAGCUUCCCCUUCAAGGGCUGGGUGGACGACAAGCACGGGCUGGACCACUUCAUCAACAGGGACGGCGGCGCGGGCCCCACCACCGAGCUGGUGGACUACCGCAUCACCACCUACACCUCCGAUUUGCGGGGCGCGGGCACGGACGCCAACGUGUUUGUGGAGCUUCACGGUGAGCUGGGCGCCGUGGGCCAGUCGCGCCUGGAGACCGCCGCCAACAACUUCGAGCGCGGGCAGGUGGACAACUUUGUGGUCAAGGGCACCAACGUGGGCGACGUGCAGAAGGUGGUCAUCUGGCACGACAACAGCGGCCUUGGAGGGGACUGGCACUUGCAGCAGGUGGAGGUGUUCAACACGGCCACACAGAAGUCUUACUUCUUCCCCUGCAACGACUGGCUGCGCAAGACCAAGGAGCAGGGCGAGAAGAGCUGCCGCAAAGAGCUGCUUGCCGGUGUGGCCGGCGCCUCUCUCAACAGCUACAAGGUGGAGGUGCAGACCGGCGACGUGCGCGGCGCAGGCACCGACAGCGACGUGACCGUCACAGUGUUCGGCAGCAAGGGCGACACGGGCGCUCGGUCGCUUGAGUCCAGCGCCAACAACUUUGAGCGGGGACAGGUUGACACGUUCUUCUUCAUGGGCCCCGACAUUGGCAAGAUCCAGAGCUGCCAGGUGGUGUGCAGCGGCACAGGCAUGGGCGCCGCCUGGCACCUGGCGCACAUCACCGUCACCAACACGGUCACAAACGAGAGCGCGCGCUUCAACUACAACAACUGGCUGGACGACAAGAAGGGCUGGUCACACACGCUGUACGCAGACGGCGUGGAUGCCGCCAAGGCUGCUGAGAAGCAGACGGAGUACGAGGUGCACGUGUUCACCAGCGACGUGCGCGGCGCCGGCACGGACGGGGACGUGUUCCUGCAGCUCAAGGGCGACAAGGGAGCCAUGGGCGAGACCAAGCUGGAGAACGCCGCGAACAACUUCGAGCGCAACCGCGAGGACGUGUUCACGGUCAUGGGCUCCGACAUCGGCAAGCUCACGGAGGCAACAGUGCGACUGGUGGAGCGCGGCUUCGGCGCGGCCUGGCACCUGCAGCAGAUUGAGGUGCUCAACAAGAAGACCGGUGACCGGGCGCUGUUCCGCUACAACGACUGGCUGGAGGGCGCCAAGACCACCGUGACGCUGUUCGAGUCCAGCUCCGACAAGGCCAAGGAGCAGGCACCCGGCAAGGCGCGGUGGAAGGUGGCGACGCAGACCAGCGACAUCUUCGGCGCGGGCACGGAUGCCAAGGUGUGGGUGCGCGUGUGGGGCCCAAACGGCAUGCUCAACGGUGCCGAGAUCUCGCUGGACAACUCCAAGAACAACUUCGAGCGCAACGCUCUGGACCAGUUCUUCUUCGAGUUCCCGCAGGACAAGGACUGCGGCACGCCCAUCAGCAAGCUGGUUGUGGAGCGCGGCAGCACAUUGCUGCCGGGCGGCGACUGGCACCUGGACUGGGUUGAGGUGGUGGACAUGAACCGCGGCCACACCUACCGCUGGAAAUGCGGCGCCUGGUUCGGAAGCAAGGACGGGCUGGUCAAGGAGUGGAACGCGGAGAAGGCCAUUGCUGGCGAGAAGCAGCCGCUGGAGCUGAUCGAGUCGCCAGCAGGUGUGGCGGGCGCGCCAGCGGUUACAGGCGACCGCUACCGCAUCGUAACCAUGACCGGCAACGUGUUGGGUGCGGGCACGGACGCCAAGGUGAUGCUGCAGUUCGCGGACAUGAACGGCAUCACCUGGGUGCCCGUCUUCACACAGACCAAGGCCAUGUUUGAGCGCAACAUGCGUGACGAGUUCUUCGUGUCGUCGCCCGCCAAGCUGGGCGAGAUGGCGUCGUGCAAAGUGUGGAUCGAGAACCCCGGUAUGGGCGACAACUGGCACCUGGACCACGUGCUGCUGACGCACCUGCCGUCGCAGCGCGAGUGGCGCUUCAACUGCCGGGACUGGGUGCCCAAGGGCGCUGGGCCGGCGCAAGGCAAGAUGCUGCCGGCCUCCGUGUCCCGCGACGUGCCCCUGCAGGGGCCGCCGCCGGGGGCUGACACCUCCGCCGUUGACCAGGAUGCCGCCGCCGCCGGGCCGCCCAAGCCCCCGCCGCGACCCCUGGUGCAGUAUGAAGUGACGGUGGCCACGGGUGACAAGUUCGGCGCUGGCACGGACGCGCUGACCAGCAUUGAGCUGGUGGGCAGCCGCGGGAGCGCCAAGCACACGUUCGACCAGAGCAAGAGCCUGUUUGAGCGCGGCAGCCGCGACCGCUUCCGGCUGACGCUGCCGGACGUGGGCAACAUCACUGCGGUGCGCGCCUGGCACGACGGCUCCGGCUUCGGCGCGGACUGGUACCUGGACGGCGUGACGAUAGAGCACCCGCUGGCGGGCUGCAAGUGGGAGGCGUCCUUCGCGGCCUGGAUGAAGGGCGGCGAGACCAACGGGCUCACCAAGCCCACGCGCCAGGUGGCGGGCAGCCCGGCGGACGCGGAGAAGGUGUACGACGCCGCCAUGGCGGCAGCGGCGGCCAAGGAGGCGGAGCGGCAAGCGGCCAUUGCGCGGCAGGACGCGGCCACGCGGCCGCCGAAGCCGCCGCCUGGGGCCAGUGACACGGCGGCGGCGCCCGACCGGUUCGCCAAGAAGCCCGGGGACGAGGGCAUCGCCAAGCAGGUGCUCAAGCCGGACGAGUUCUCGCGGCUGCCCCAGAUGCAGCCGGGUGACGCCAAGUACCGCUUCAGCAACGAGGUGCGCAACAACCCGGAGCCGCCGCCGCCGGCGUGGCAGAAGCACACGGCGCCGUACGCGCAGGACCCCAAGUACAUGGUGACCUACUACCACAACCCCGUGACCAAAGAGAGCACGUACGACAAGCCGGCCGAGUAUGCGGACUGGGAGAAGAAGUACGACACAUGGUUGGCCACCGUGAUGAAAUAAAUAAAGUGAUGGAGGGUGGACGCUGUUGCUGCCUGCUGUAGAUUAUAGACAAUGCCCACGCACUGACGGACGGAUGAGAACAUACGCCCGAUGAAGGCCUCUUGGGGUUUCAUGGGCAGGACAGAUGAUGCGGACCGAGAGGAUGUACACACGAGUGAAGAAACCUGCAUUGAACACUGAACACAGCAUGUAGACUAGGGUGCUGGUCGUCGCACGCCGCGGCGCGCGUCUUUGUACUUGAGUGGUAGGUGUGUACUAGCUGAGCCGCACGAGCUUGGAAUCAGGCACUGCUAGGGACAGAGGCGCGCAGGGGUUGAACCCCUUGGCGCGCGCAUGUACUAUGGGUGGGCGGGCCAGCACAUGCCGCUGUUUGGUGUGCAGCAGGUUGUGCCGCUGCCCCACCCGCGGGUACCUCCGCCUGGGGCUGUAAGCCAAAUGCAAA